CAGAGCAGUAGCUCUGUUUGUCCGGCAUGAGAUCUGCGUUGUUCUUUGAGUCCCCUAACAUCAUGUAAUAGCGUUCGUUCUUAAAAUACUAACAACCAAAGUGAGAAUAUAUGUGCAAAUUGGGCGAAUGUAGGUCAAAUCAAGCUGGUGUUAUUUUGGAAAGAUAUUGGGUCAAUUGACUAACUACAUUUAACUACUAACUACAUUAUGUGACAUCACAAAAAAAAACUCUGCCGGCAAGUGAAAUUUGCUCUGCGUUCUUUUUUCCUCUCAUGUUGGUCUCUUUUCGCCGCCAGACAACAUGAACGUGUCCGACUCCUGGCGCGUCGGAGAGUCUUCGGCUCCAGCGUUGGAGAUGUCAGAGAGGCCGAACGCGCCGGACGCACGGGAGCGGAGCGCACAGCUGGACGUUACCGCGCCACCGGCGAUCGCUCAGCGCAGAACCUCUCACCUGUACGGCUACGGACACCGGAUGUCCGUGUACAGCACUACGCGACCCGUCCUUACCCGGGCUUACCUUCAAGGACAGGUGUACAACUUUCUAGAAAGACCGUCGGGAUGGAAAUGCUUUGUGUAUCACUUUACAGUGUUUUUGAUUGUUCUAUCUUGCCUGAUCCUCAGCGUACUGUCCACUAUUGACCAGUAUCAGGAUCUGGCCCAAGAUACACUUUUCUGGGUGGAAAUAGUGUUGGUGGUAUUUUUCGGAGUGGAGUAUGUGGUGAGGCUGUGGUCUGCAGGAUGCCGCAGUAAAUAUGUGGGUAUUCUGGGGAGGCUCCGCUUCGCAAGAAAGCCCAUCUCUAUCAUUGACUUAAUUGUGGUAGUGGCCUCUGUCAUUGUUCUUUCAGUAGGCUCUAAUGGGCAGGUUUUUGCUACGUCUGCUGUCAGAGGCAUUCGCUUUUUGCAGAUCCUACGAAUGCUGCAUGUGGAUCGACAGGGAGGAACUUGGAGGUUGCUCGGCUCUGUGGUCUUCAUCCAUCGCCAAGAACUGAUCACCACACUCUAUAUUGGAUUCUUGGGUCUGAUCUUCUGCUCGUACUUUGUGUACCUGGCAGAAAAGGACGCAGUGGACAGCAGUGGAAUAACUGAAUUUUCCAGCUAUGCUGAUGCACUGUGGUGGGGAGUGGUGACUGUGACCACCAUUGGAUAUGGGGAUAAAGUGCCACAGACUUGGAUAGGGAAAACUAUUGGCUCCUGUUUUGCCGUCUUUGCUAUGUCCUUCUUUGCUUUGCCUGCUGGCAUUCUAGGUUCAGGCUUUGCCCUGAAAGUCCAGCAGAAACAGAGACAGAAGCACUUCAACAGGCAAAUUCCUGCUGCUGCCUGCCUUAUACAGACGUCUUGGAGAUGCUUUGCAGUAGAAAACCCAGACUCUUCCACCUAUAAGAUGUUUGUGAGAAAGAAGCAUAUGUCGUCGAGUCACACAGCAUUCAGUCCUAAGGUUAAAAAAUCUGUGAAAAUGAGAAGAAAGAUGAAGUCCAUUGACAAAGACAAUGGUCCAAGCUCUCCUACAAUUCCUACAAUCACCUUUGAUUCUGUGUUUGAUGAUGGCCGAGACCAAAGUCAGGAUACAGUGUACAGUACUGAAACUUCCGAACGACAGCAGUCCUGGACCUCUAUAACCUCCUUCCAGUUCUCCCCUCCUCCAGUACAGCAAAGCUCAGAGUUUUUGGAGGUUCAACCACGUCCUCCAUUGCAGAGGAUCAACAGUUUUGCAGAUGACCUGGAAAUGGAACCAGAGAGAGACAUCUUUCUCCUUCCUGUCUCUCAUGUGUCAGAAUUGCGAGAAACCCACCGGGCAGCUAUUAAAGUGAUCCAGAGAAUGCGCUAUUUUGUGGCCAAAAAAAGGUUCCAGCAAGCACGUAAACCAUAUGAUGUCAGAGAUGUAAUCGAGCAGUAUUCUCAAGGCCAUGUCAACCUCAUGGUGCGAAUCAAGGAGCUGCAGAGGAGGCUGGAUCAGAGUUUGGGAAAACUGUCCUUGUUCCAGACAAGCUCAGAGAGAGCUAGAGAUAGAGGCACAAAUACAAUUGGCUCCAGACUCAAAAGGAUGGAGGACAAGAUCAUACACAUGGACAAGACACUAAACCUCAUUGUGGACUCUAUGAACCUCCUUCUGAAGAGGGAGAGUGAUGUGAGCAGUGUGGCAGGAGCAGCACAUUGUGAAAGGGCCCACACGCUAACACGCGACCUUAGUCUACCCACAUAUGACCAGCUCUCAACCCCAUGUCCAUCUGCCCUUGAGGACAGCUCCUGAGCUGAAGCAGCCAACAAACAACUGAAUCAAGUGCCUUGUGUGGGGUGAGCUGUAGAAGAGUAGACACAGACAAAAGAACACUGAAUCUGUGCUUAAGUUUGAUCAGAUUUUCUCAGGUGGACCAAUCAUAACUCAUAAAAGUCACUUGUAAGAGGAAUUUAAAAAGAUGUAAUCUCUCAUGCACACUGUAUGACAUAGAUUACCUUUUAGGCUUGGUGUGUUUACUGUAUAAGGAAAAAUAUGUGAGUUCAUUUUUGAUUAAUCCAAUUUCUUCAUAUGCUUAUUAAAAUAAAAUCAGUUUUGAUGCAAGGUAUGGGGAUGCUUAUGGCAAGCUAUGCACAUCCAAAUGGUUGCAUAAAUAUUUAUUAGAUCCAGUCAUAUGGGGUGGUUUUGCAAUCUGUACAUUUGAAAUCUAGUUUAUUUAUUAAGUCAUGUAUACAUUGAUUCAAAAAUGCAUACAUGCAUAAUUGUACUGAUUUUAUUUCACAUUCAAGUAUUAGUGUUUUUCAUAUAAUGAGCCAAGUGUUAUUUACUGGUAUAUUCCAGAAGCAACAUUGCUAAAUCCUUUUUUUUUUUUUUUUGAUUUUUAUACAUGCCUUUUUUCUGUUCUCAUAAAAUAAAUAUUUACCAUCA
Messenger RNA from Tachysurus vachellii, 2881 nucleotides. RefSeq names its product potassium voltage-gated channel, KQT-like subfamily, member 1.1 (gene kcnq1.1). The coding region runs from base 302 to 2248 and encodes 648 amino acids. The record is from RefSeq and is a predicted model, not a curated record. The transcript is spliced from 17 exons. Gene Ontology annotation, cellular component: membrane. NCBI's taxonomy places the organism in Eukaryota, Metazoa, Chordata, Actinopteri, Siluriformes, Bagridae. Gene Ontology annotation, molecular function: voltage-gated potassium channel activity. Gene Ontology annotation, biological process: potassium ion transport; transmembrane transport.